AAAAUUGCCGAAAAGAUGCCUCAUAUGCAGUAUAUAAGAGUUCCUGGUCAUCCCAGACUCCUCCCCAUAGAGAUCGGACUAACACUCAUGGCCAAUAAGGGCCCAAGUGUACCGGAGAUAAUUAAACUGCUGGACUGGCAGGAAGACCCGGACCACUAUGUCAUGGUCUUGGAGCGGCCCAUGCCUAGCAUGAGCAUGUUUAACUUCGUGAAGCUCCGGCGAAGGCUCGAUGAGGGGAUGGCACAACAUUUUAUGCGGCAGAUCAUUCAUGCCGCCAAAAUCUGCUGUGAGCGUGGCGUCUUCCACCGAGAUAUAAAAAUGGAGAACCUCCUGGUGAACCCGGACACACUGGAGGUGAAGUUGAUCGACUUCGGGUGUGGUGCGCUCAUGAUGGACUCUGCCUACGUGGCCUUCAAUGGCACAAAAAUGUUCUGCCCACCAGAGUUCGAUGUCGAUGGCAGGUACCAUGCAAAGCCGGCGACAGUUUGGUCAUUAGGGAUCCUGCUGUUUGUGAUGGUGUGUGGGUAUUAUCCAGAUGAUAAAGACCUGCACAUGAUCAGUAAGAACGACUGGUCCAACCCUGACUUGUCACAAGAAUGCUGCCAGAUGAUUUGCUCCUGUCUGCAGUCGGAUCCACAGCGGAGACUUAUUCUGGAGGAGAUGCAGCUCCAUGACUGGUUUAAGGUCAUGGAAUAGGACAUGGAGAGCAACACAAAACAACUCCCUGUCACAGCCACUCUGUUGUUUUCUGUUUUCAGUCAGCUUUGAAUCUGGCAGGCUGACAUGAGUGGC
This is a messenger RNA of Labeo rohita (rohu), 792 nucleotides long. Its product is annotated as serine/threonine-protein kinase pim-2. Gene Ontology annotation, biological process: protein autophosphorylation; negative regulation of apoptotic process; regulation of mitotic cell cycle. The record is from RefSeq and is a predicted model, not a curated record. Gene Ontology annotation, cellular component: cytoplasm. The transcript is spliced from 5 exons. Bases 16 to 696 code for a protein of 226 amino acids. Gene Ontology annotation, molecular function: ATP binding; protein serine/threonine kinase activity. NCBI's taxonomy places the organism in Eukaryota, Metazoa, Chordata, Actinopteri, Cypriniformes, Cyprinidae.